UUUCGUCUUAACUUCCAUCAAUAUUAAUGUCCGCCAACUCCUUUGCACAUCUUCUCCCUCCCAGCUGGAAAACUCAGGUCACAGCAUGGCUAGCUGAAGACACGCCGUCGUUUGAUUAUGGGGGUUACGUUGUCGGAGAAGUGGAACGCGAAGCACAUCUCCUAGGCAAAGGCAGAUCUCCUGCCGUCCUCGCUGGGGUGCCGUUCUUUACGGAAGUAUUCGAACAAUUGGGAUGCCAAGUUGAAUGGCAUCUUAAGGAAGGGGAUACUUUCGAGCCCGUGAAACAUGUUGCUACCGUACGAGGGAAAGCCAGACUUCUUCUUCUGGGAGAAAGAGUAGCUUUGAAUAUGCUGGCAAGAUGCAGCGGAAUCGCUACCAAGUCAAAGCGAAUUAAGGAUCUCGCAGCUGGAUACGGAUAUCAAGGUAUAAUUGCCGGAACACGGAAGACCACGCCAGGUUUCCGACUUGUGGAGAAAUAUGGUAUGCUCGUAGGCGGGAUCGACCCUCAUCGACACGAUCUUUCGAGUAUGAUAAUGCUCAAGGACAAUCACAUUUGGUCGUCUGGGUCGAUAACCGCUGCUAUUCAACAGGCCCGUGCAGUUGGAGGCUUUAGCCUUCUCCUUGACGUCGAGGUCCGCACAGAAGCAGAAGCAGAAGAAGCGAUAGAGGCUGGGGCCGAUGUAGUUAUGCUCGAUAAUAUGGAAGGUACCGAGUUGGUGGAUGUUGCCCGGAGGUUGAAAGACAAAUGGAGAGGCAAGAGGAAAUUCAAGUUCGAGACGAGCGGAAACAUCACGGAAGCCAACCUCCAAGAACGCGCAAUUAAUGAUAUUGAUAUCCUGAGCACGAGUGUUGUUCACCAGUCCGUCCAACACAUCGAUUUCAGCCUCAAGAUUCAGAUGCCUAAGUAAGAACGGGUCAUUUCCGACUGUUCGUAAACACAAAUAACUGUAUCCUCUGGACCAAAUUACUGUUUCAUAUCCAAAUUGAACAGCGACAGGGCAUUUCCACCUCUGACAGCAU
Messenger RNA from Marasmius oreades (fairy-ring Marasmius), 1020 nucleotides. RefSeq lists its product as uncharacterized. The transcript has 5 exons. Gene Ontology annotation, biological process: quinolinate catabolic process; NAD+ biosynthetic process. Gene Ontology annotation, molecular function: nicotinate-nucleotide diphosphorylase (carboxylating) activity. Bases 27 to 908 code for a protein of 293 amino acids. The record is from RefSeq and is a predicted model, not a curated record. Gene Ontology annotation, cellular component: cytoplasm. Lineage: Eukaryota; Fungi; Basidiomycota; Agaricomycetes; Agaricales; Marasmiaceae.